Brassica rapa (field mustard) is the source of this 1802-nucleotide messenger RNA. RefSeq names its product F-box/kelch-repeat protein At2g24250-like. The record is from RefSeq and is a predicted model, not a curated record. Gene Ontology annotation, molecular function: protein binding. NCBI's taxonomy places the organism in Eukaryota, Viridiplantae, Streptophyta, Magnoliopsida, Brassicales, Brassicaceae.
AUGGCGCCCAGAAAGAAAAGAAGGCAGUUUCCGUCUUCGUCAGCAAACAUGUCAGAACCUCCAUCAGAAAAGAAGGCAUCAUUAUCAUCAUCAUCAUCGAUGGUGCCUGACUGGACUCAGCUCCCUGAAGAGCUACUUCACAUUAUCAAGGACAAACUAGAGCAUUGUUUCAACGUUAUUCAUGCUCGCUCUGUUUGCACCUCAUGCCUCUUACUUCUCCCUGAAGAGCUACUCCACGUUAUCUCCAAGAAUCUGGAUGACUGUUUCGAUGUUGUUCAUGCUCGCGCUGUUUGCACCUUGUGGCGAUCCAUAUUACCCUUUCCUUCUUACCUAUCACGCCCGAGUUACUCUCUUCCCACGCUCGAUAACAAAGGCUCUUGGACCCUCGAGAAGAUCCCUCUCUUCCUCUUUAAACCCCGAGCUGCUGAGUCUGCUUCUUCUGAGUAUUUCUUGGGAGGGAUAGGCAGAUAUGAGUCAGAAGAGCUUCCAUCUCCUAACCAAUGCUCAGUGAAAGUGGAGAUUCCAGGAUCAUCUGAUCCAAGGUUGAUGAACAUGCUCGACUGCCAGAUCUUCCCUAGCUCUUGGCCAUCAGUACAGAAUGUUUGGUUGCAAUGCUAAAGAAUACAGAGGUGUGGCUAUUCUCCCGCUAAACAAGGAGGGAGGAGAUUUUUGUUGUUCUAAUUAACUACAAUAAAGUUGUGUUGGUGUUAAGAAGUGAUGAAAUGAGGUAGAUGCGGCUUCAGAGACUCUCAGACGCUACGUGCGAUAAUUUAGUCACUUUUAGUGGCAGGUUUUAUGCAAUCUUUAAUGGAGACGUUUUCGCUUUUGAUCCUCAUUUCCUGGAACUGACUCCUCUGAAGCCCUUGGAGCUGCUGAACUGUUGCUCAUGCAAUUCUCUGGUUCCUUCUGGUGAUGAUGAGCUUUUCCUGGUUGAGAAAAUCAUCCCUCCUAAUGGCGGUAGAUUAUACUUAAGUCGGUUAACAUUGAGAGCGUUAUAAACCUAUAACUAGGAACAAUAAAUGUAUAAUUCUUCGCUAAUGCUGUGUUUUGAAAAAACUGAGAUACAAGUUUAUUUUGUAACAACUUCCUUGGCCGGGGUUGUGUGGGGACCAUAUUAUCUCAUUUGUCAUGCUCUUGGCUGGAGGUUGGGAUAAUGCUUCUUUCUUGGUAAUGCAGUUGCUGGAGCUAAAUACCCUAGACUCGGGGGAACACACAGUCCAAGUGUUGUUGGAGGAAAAUUAAAAAAAAAACCUCAGAGUCUAUCUUAUUCAGCUGGAGCACAUAUAUCUAAAAAACAUGGCAAGACUCAAACUUCCAGGAAGUUGCAACCUCCAAAACAUAAAUCAUCUAUGCAAGAAUUAUUACUACUUCUUAAGAGUUGAGAAAUUUGUCGAUUACAUUGCUAAUAGAUCCAAAUAAAAUAUGCCAUUAUUUCUUUUGCUUUUUAAAGACAAACCAGAUUUUACAUUUCUUAUCAUGAAUAAAAAAAUCUUUAAUUUAUAUAUUUCUUUACUUUUAAAAUAAAUUAUUACACCCUCCGGUACUGGCUCCUAAAAUUAAAAUAAUAAAUAAAAUCCUUAAUACAUACAUAAACCAAAAAACUCAUCUAACCCACAAGUAAAAAAAUUAUCUUAUUCACUCAGUGGAAGUCAGAAACGCAAACAUGACAUCAUGAGAUCUACUAACAUGUACUCAUAAAAUCAAUUAUUAGUUCAAGACCCUCAAAUCUAAAUUGGCAAGAACUAAUAAUUCAGAUUCAAUUGGACUAACAACUAACAGAUGAAAAUAAAAAUAAUAGAAUU